This is a messenger RNA of Coturnix japonica (Japanese quail), 669 nucleotides long. RefSeq names its product chemokine-like factor. Lineage: Eukaryota; Metazoa; Chordata; Aves; Galliformes; Phasianidae. Gene Ontology annotation, cellular component: membrane. The record is from RefSeq and is a predicted model, not a curated record.
GUGUUCGGCCCGAGCCCCCUUGGCCCCCUGUUGUGGCCCGGCUGUAGCGGCCCGUUGUGCUCCCGCAGGUGGUGGCGGUUGUGACCUUCCUCUGCUUCGCUGCCUCCCGCUCGCACGAAGCCUACACGGCGCUGGCGGUGAUGGAGGCGCUGAUCACGCUGCUGUUCUUCCUGCUGUACCUGCUGAAGCUGGACAAGAAGCUCACCUGGCUCUUCUGGCCGCUGGCCGACAUUUUCAACUCGGUGGUUGCAGCUCUGUUCCUCCUAAUUGUGGCCUUGUUUGCACUCAUCAUCAAAACCAACCACGGGACGCUGGCCGGAGGAGUGUUCGGCCUUGUGUUGCUUGUUCUGUGUGUUGUUGAUGCCGUUGUUCUUUUCCAGAAGAUUAGCAUCAGUAGGCCCAGGGAAAGGAACGCUCCUGCAAAGUAGGACUUCCAUUGCAGUGAAAGGAAAGUGCCUUCAUUGUUUUACUGCUCGCUUGUUAAAUAAAUGGAUCUUCAUACGUUCACCUUUCAGCUUCCUGCAUUUUGCAAAUGUUACUCCCAAGUUUUCUCAUGUUUAUGGAUACUUCACUGUUUCAGUCUCACCGUUUUAAACUUCAGAGAAUUGUCCUGUGUGUAAGAGAACUGAUUUCGUAAUUGUCUUUAAUAAAAGUCCAUUCUUGAACAUU